Molecule: messenger RNA, 1610 nt
Organism: Arvicola amphibius (Eurasian water vole)
Lineage: Eukaryota; Metazoa; Chordata; Mammalia; Rodentia; Cricetidae
Gene: Paqr6
Product: progestin and adipoQ receptor family member 6
Exons: 8
Coding region: 99-1130 (343 amino acids)
Cellular component (GO): membrane
Molecular function (GO): signaling receptor activity
Source: RefSeq, a predicted model, not a curated record
CGGCGCACAGGUCUGGGCUGAGGGGCACGGGACCCAGGAGAGGCAGGGGUCCCAAGUACUCUCAGGGGCACAGGACAACGUGGAGAUACCUGGCCACCAUGCUCAGUCUCAAGCUGCCUCAACUUCUUCGAGUCCACCAGGUCCCCCGGGUGUUUUGGGAAGACAACAUCAUGUCUGGCUACCGACGCCCCACAAGCUCGGCCUUAGACUGUGUCCUCAGCUCCUUCCAGAUGACCAAUGAGACGGUCAACAUCUGGACUCACUUCCUGCCCACCUGGUACUUCCUGUGGCGCCUCCUGGCGUUGGGUAGCUCGGGCUUCCCCGCGGAGCCGUACCACCUGCCGUUGCUGGUCUUCCUACUGCCCGCCUGCCUCUACCCCUUCGCAUCCUGCUGCGCGCACACCUUUAGCUCCAUGUCGCCCCGUGCGCGCCACAUCUGCUACUUCCUGGACUACGGGGCGCUCAGCCUCUACAGCCUGGGCUGUGCCUUCCCCUAUGCCGCCUACUCCAUGCCGGCCUCCUGGCUGCACGGUCGCCUGCACCAGUUCUUCGUGCCUACCGCUGCGCUCAACUCCUUCCUGUGCACCGGCCUCUCCUGCUACUCGCGGUUCCCAGAGCUAGAAAGCCCGAGGCUCAGCAAGGUUCUGCGCACCACCGCCUUUGCCUACCCCUUCUUGUUUGACAACCUCCCGCUGUUCUACAGGCUGAAGCUGUGCUGGGGCAGGACCCACAGCUGUGGGCAGGAGGCACUGAGCUCCAGCCACACCUACCACCUCCUCUGCGCUCUACUCACAGGCUUCCUUUUUGCAGCCCGUCUGCCCGAGCGCCUGGCACCUGGGCGCUUCGACUAUAUUGGCCAUAGCCACCAGCUGUUCCAUAUCUGUGCAGUGCUGGGCACCCACUUCCAGCUGGAGGCAGUGCUGGUUGAUAUGGGAUCCCGUAGAGCCUGGCUGACCAUGCAAGAACCCACCCUUAGCCUGGAGGCCACCAUGGCCACAUUGAGCCUGGCAGUGACCGGGAACCUGCUUAUCAUUGCUGCUUUCACUGCCUCUCUGCUGCGCAUCCCUGGAAGCUGCCCCCUGCUGCAGGGUGGCCCACCGGAAGAGGAGCUCCAGGCUAAACACCAGUGAGGCGCAUCUUUGGUAGAGCAUGGAAGGGGGGCAGAGGCCUGCCUUAUUGCUGUGGAGGAGCCCUGAUGGGGCCUGAGAAGCAGAGGCUUUUCUGAGCCUGAAAGGAGCGGCCAGGGAGAAGAGAAAGUCUAGGGACAGAGGACCCAAGAGGCAGGCAGUGAAGGGCAGCAAGUGGGGACAAGUACCUAGGUUGGGGCAGAGCUGGUGUGUGGGGCGCCUGGAAUCUGCUCAGUUCAGGUCAUCCUAAGCGCUUGUGAGCCGUCUGCACCACAUACCUGCCCUACCCCAGGGCCAGACUGGGCCACUUGUCAGCAACGGUGUGUCCACACAGGAGCUGCCUGUUCUGCUUGUCACUGUGACCAGGCCUUUGCUGAUUCGUAUGUUUGGAUGUGUUAUCAGAUGUGGUGGGGGUCACUGUGGGGAGGGGGCUGUUGGACUUUAGAGAGCCACCUCCAGUGCUGUCCACAGCAAAGCAGUAUA